Messenger RNA from Neohortaea acidophila, 796 nucleotides. RefSeq lists its product as uncharacterized. The transcript has 2 exons. The record is from RefSeq and is a predicted model, not a curated record. Bases 1 to 531 code for a protein of 176 amino acids. NCBI's taxonomy places the organism in Eukaryota, Fungi, Ascomycota, Dothideomycetes, Mycosphaerellales, Teratosphaeriaceae.
AUGCAAUCCUCUACCCGCUCCAACACGGAAGACAGCCCCUCCUUCCCGCAAACCCCACCCUACACGCCCCUCGCCCGCAGACAGCGAGCCAAACGCUCCACCUCCCCAGCCUCAGUAGCCUCCAUCCACCCCUUAGAAACCAUCAGCCCAGCCAAAUCAUCCACACAAGACACCCCCACCCAAGAAGGCCCGAAAGUCUCCGAACUGCAGGAAGGCGACCCCGACUAUACCUCCGAAAUCCACCCCAUAUACCCGCAGUCGCUGGAAGAGCCCGAAAGCGACCUCGACGCCCAGCAACUCACUGAUACCACCAACUCCGAGACGGAGGCGGACUCCGACCGGAGUACGAAUGGGUUAUCCGCUCACCUCUCCCGGCUGGACUGCGAUGACUCUAGGCAGCAGGAGAGGGCGUUUGAGCGGAAUCGAAGAUCAAAGCACGCGCACAGACGGACGAAUUCGCGCCUCUUUAAGCAAUUCGCCGGCGAGUACGAGGCGGUUGAGGAGGCGGGUGCGGGGGCCUGGAAUGCCUGAAGACCACGGUGGUGUUGGAGAGGGACUCACCACGCCACCGGCUUCGAGGGAUGGAUGGGGGCCUGGUGGUGGGUGGGAGAUGUUUGAGCCGAGGGGUAAGGAGCGUGAGGAAAAGGAUAAAGGAAUGGCUGAGGAUGGGAUGGAUGUUGAUGAAUCUUGACGAAAAUAGAGAUACUGCCUGUUCUUGGGCUAGAAUUGGUGAUCUGAACUUGUAUCGCCAUAUGCAAUGCUCGCUAUCGAAAUGACAGUAGAAUCAUACCCAUCU